Molecule: messenger RNA, 1534 nt
Organism: Dufourea novaeangliae
Lineage: Eukaryota; Metazoa; Arthropoda; Insecta; Hymenoptera; Halictidae
Product: protein FAM114A2
Exons: 4
Coding region: 118-1518 (466 amino acids)
Source: RefSeq, a predicted model, not a curated record
GAUGCAAAUACUAUCACUUUGAAAGUGAAAGAAAGUGAUAGUGGAAGCACUUGUGGUAAGCAUAAUACGCAUUAUAAUAUUGCAGAAAGUAAUAAUAUUACACUUAAUACAAAUAAUAUGACAGCAGAUGUUAAUAAAGGAAGUACAUUAACAGAAGAAGAACAAGUUGUAUCUACAAAAUCAUUGAAAAGACACGAGUUAUCCGAACAAGAAAUGCCAGAAGAAAUGAAAUCAGAAAAAAAGUUUAAAGAAGUAUUUAAACCUGAAGGUUGGGAGGGUCUUGGAAAUGAAAUUGAGUUACCUGAAGAAUUAACUGAAGAAAAAUUACAGCCGAUACUAAAAAGAUUGUCAUUAGCAGGAGAAGAGAACCAAAAUUCUUUUAAAGGAUGGGGUUGGGGUAACUGGGGUGUAAGUUCACUACUCACUACAGCAACUGCUGGAGUUUCUACAUUAACUAGUCACGUAUCGCAUGGACUUACACUUUUAGAAGAAUCUAUUGCUGCAACUGAGGAACCUAAAUCUGAUGAAACAAGUGACAAAGAUGAUUCUGCAUCCAUUGAGGAAUAUUCUUUUGGAUUUGGAAACCUUAUGUCAGGUGUCUCUUCAAUAACAAAAUUAGUUGAGUCGACUGGAAGUAAAGUUAUGACUGGUGGAUUAGAUACAUUAGAAGCUAUUGGUAAGAAAACAAUGGAAGUAUUACAGGAAGGUGAUCCUGGUUUAAAGAAGAAAAGAGCUAUUUUUAAGAUUGAAGCGGAUAAGCCAAUCUUGUCACAAGUUCUUAGAGAAGCUAAAGACAAAGCAGAAACUGUUGAAAAAACUAUUGAAGAAAAACAAAAAAUGAGGAAAGUACAUUUUGAAAGCCUAUUUGAUGAUUAUCAAGGUCUUGUUCACUUAGAAGCACUCGAAAUGUUGUCAAAGCAGAGUAAUAUUAAAAUACAACAGCAUUUAAUUGGCUUGAAUACUACUGAAUUAAAUUCUGUUCAAGAAACAUUAGAAGAAGUUAAAGAAUUAUGUGAUUUAGGUGAUGAUGACGAAAAAGAUGGUGAAAUAACUGAUUUGAAAGUUAGGCUACAGGAAAUCUGUAAUGAUCUUGGAGUUAAUAUUACAUAUGAAAGAUUGCAUACUAUUUGCGAGGAAUCCGAAGCCUAUCUAGCACCAGCUGUCACACAUACCGAUGAAGAAAUAUUUGAACAUGCCAUUUCAAUUUUGGUGCAAUUUACAGCCUUUUCUGUAGAAAGAUUUCAUAAAACUGCAGAAUUACUUUUAAUCAAGGAACGUAGAAGCACUGUUAACGAAGCUGAUGCAUUAGUUCAGUUAACACAUAUUCUUUCUAAUAAAAUCGGAAUAUUAGCCAAUACUUACUGUGAUUCCUUGCAUACACUUUCUAAAACUAAGGAUACGCCAGAUAAUAUUAAAACUAAUGUAACAACUAUUUUUAUGGAGGCUUCAAAUGCAAGUUCAUACGUUCAAGAUGCUUUUAAAUUGUUAAUACCCAUAAUACAAGUUGGUGCUAUUUAAUAACUACGAAGAAAUG